AUGGUGCAAAGGAUAAAUUCAGGAAUGAAAUUCCAGGACUUCAGGAGUGCUCUGUGGAAGUCACUCAUUGAAUACUUCGAAACGAGUAAUCUCCAUGGGUACAGGGAGUUUGUCAAUGGAGACAGCUUCUGGGUGCGGAGGAUAAUUUGCAUUUGGAUGCCCAUCUUUGCCACAGCAUGGGGUAUACAGCUCGUGCUCUAUGAAUACAAUUUCUUCGUAUCAAAUCCCAUGAUUACCACCCUCAUAUCCAAUCAGUAUCCUGCCUACAAUUUCCCCUUUCCUGCCGUUGCAAUUUGUCCAAAUAAUAAAAUUAGCAAAACUGCAGCAUGGCGGUAUGCUCAAGAAUUGCAUAACCGAUCAGAUGGAGCUAGAUCAGUGGAGUUUAUUUAUGAGCAGCUAAAGUACUUGGGUCAUUUGAUUGAUGCCCAAGAUCCAGAUCCGAGCGCUGGUGUUUGGCUUCAGGAAUUCAUUGAUAGGUACGAAGUGCCCAGCGCUUCGGGAUGGAGCGAUAUCAAGGGCUUGAUGUCACGGCUACAACCGGAUUGCGACAAUAUCCUCCUGAAAUGUAUCUACGAGGAGAAGGUCAUUGACUGCAAGACGCGCUUUGUACGACGACUCACAAUUGAGGGAUAUUGCUGCACCUUCAACUACCUCCGUCGAACUGAGGAUUACAAGACAGAUCCAACGCUAAUCUAUCCAAAGCUCACGGGCAUCGGGAAGGGCGUCACAAUUGUUCUCAAUGCAUCAACAGAUGACUACCAUUUCCCCCUCUUUACCAAUGAUGGCUUCAACGUCCACGUUUUCUACUCCCACGACUACCCAGAUCCAUCUGCAGGGCUGAUAAUUAAGCGCUUCGUUGCACCUCUAAUGGAAUCCUUCAUCCAGCUGCGAGUCAUCAUUGUCAAGGCUCUGGAUAAUGUUCACUUCUUCACAGAAUAUCAGCGUGGAUGCCGCUUCCCAGCAGACCUCUCAAAGGAAUACAACAGAUUCUACAGCUACAGUGAUUGCUUGGUCAAGUGCCGCAUCCACAGCUUGGCAGCUCUCUGUGGAUGUAUUCCUUUCUACUUACCUCGUAAUUUUCAGGAUCCCAUUAUGGUGUCAAGUCCCACGUGUAAUCUCAAUCAUCUCCAGUGCCUCGAUAGGUACAGAGGUAAACUGCAUACAGAAUCGGUUCAAGGAUUAGAACGUGAACUUGAGGACUCAAUUGAUUGUCCCGAAUGCCUUCCUCUCUGCUCCUACGUCCGCUAUAACGUCGAUCAAACGGAUUCCUUCAUCUCGCCUGAUCCCAAAAAUCGUCCAGCUGAUGGACUCCUCGAGGGCUACCACAAUGUGUCGCGCGUCUCCAUUGUCAAGGUCUAUUUUGCAAAUUCCGACUCAAUUCUCUACCAUCAAACUGUCCGGAAUACCUGGUAUGGACUCCUUAGCAAUCUCGGAGGGACUCUCGGGCUCUGCGUUGGAUUUUCUCUUGUGAGCGUUUUGGAAUUCCUCUAUCACAUGUCUUUUCGUGUUUACCGGGAGUUGUAUCCCGUGGAAAAGCAUGAAACACGAGACCGGAUGUCCUACAAGGAAAUGGAGAAGAUUCUCAACAAGAAAUUGAAAUUUUAA
Messenger RNA from Lutzomyia longipalpis, 1605 nucleotides. Its product is annotated as sodium channel protein Nach-like. Gene Ontology annotation, molecular function: ligand-gated sodium channel activity. Bases 1 to 1605 code for a protein of 534 amino acids. NCBI's taxonomy places the organism in Eukaryota, Metazoa, Arthropoda, Insecta, Diptera, Psychodidae. The transcript is spliced from 4 exons. Gene Ontology annotation, biological process: sodium ion transmembrane transport. Gene Ontology annotation, cellular component: membrane. The record is from RefSeq and is a predicted model, not a curated record.